AUGGCUUUGUCCCUCUCCUCUCCCAGCGCUCCGGUGGUGAGUGCCAUGAUAGAUCCCAGCAGCGGUCGACCAGCGGCGACGGUGGAUUUGAACUUGAGGAUCAAGGUGGACGUGGCUGUCCUACUAGAAAUUCUAGGGAAUCUCGCAAACAGCGAAGAUGAAAAAAACGAAGGAGAAGACGAGGAGGAAGUAACCACGACUACCGGACGCGACGGCACGGAAGACGAUGAAGCCGCUGACGACCUGGAAGAACAGCAACGAACAGCGGAGGUUGCGAGCGAUGCGACACCUCUCGCGGCCGAGUUGAAACCUGGGGCGCAAGAGCCCGUCUCGAGGUCGUUGACUCGUUCCGAAGAACACAGUCUUCUCGCUGUGCCGAGCAAGGGCAACAAGAUUCCAGCCUCCGACAUCAAUGUGCUCGCGGGUUCCAUGCCUUCUCCCAUAUUGACCAAGUCACAUCCGAAAGCGAGCCGGAAGUGGCAGUGGGAACACGGCCGCUGGCGCAGCUGA
This is a messenger RNA of Symbiodinium sp. CCMP2592, 510 nucleotides long. The record is from the annotation of a GenBank genome assembly. NCBI's taxonomy places the organism in Eukaryota, Dinophyceae, Suessiales, Symbiodiniaceae.